AGCGCUCUGCUUCUUGUUUGUGAAAAAUAUAUUAAUCUUUCUUCUGUUCAAAUUAAAUCAGAACUCAACAGCUUUUGUCUUCUGUUUUGCCUAGUUAAAAUCAUCAUUCUCUUGGAUUUGCCAAAAACACGAUGCACUCUUCUAUAUCUUCAUUAUAUGUUUUGGGAUCUUUUUAGGAUGUCCGAUAAGGUGAAAAUUGAAAUGGAUUUGGUAAUUUCAGUUAAAUAGGAGGUUUAGAAUUCUUCUAUCCACCAAGAACAGGACUCUUGGUUCUGUCAUCUGUGACAUAGAAGUUUAAGAGUGCUUCAAUUUUUCAAAAGCUCUAUGACCAUUGGUGGAGAUCUGAUAUCCUCUAUCAAAUGCAUAUUAGUCGACAAAUAACUAAAAUUUGUUUACUACCUCUCUAAAAGGUCUUGAGGUUUAAGUUUCUGUUAUCUAGAUGCUUGUGGGUUUUGGGGUUCCUGAAACGUAAAAUUUAAGUGGUCCAGUGUAUUUUUUUGGAGAUACCCUUUUCUGUUAUCCAGAUGUUACAUAUAUUUCCGCCCUUAAUUUUUAUUUUCUGGCUUUGCCUAGUUGUUACAGCUUUGAUCUGUGAUUUGUAUCCAUUCUGCAGCAACCAUUAUGCUUAGAUGAUCUUUACUUUGGAAGAAACAAAUUUCUCUGCCUACUUUCUCCUUCAAAUACCUCCAUGGACAGAAGCAGAAAAAGGAGUUAUUAUCACAAAUCAUUCACUAUCGGUCACUUUUAACGGAUCAUUUGAUCACAUGAAUAUUGAUGCUACCAGUGUACAAAACUUGGAACUCAUUGAGCCAUUGCAUUCUAAUCUUUGGGGAACAAGCAACAAGAAAAAAAGUCUUUUUCAUAUGCUAAAGACAACAAGAACCACUGGAGGUACUAGACUACUCCGUGCUAAUCUUCUGCAGCCUCUGAAAGACAUUGAAACUAUAAAUGCUCGACUAGAUUGUCUGGAUGAACUGAUGAGCAAUGAGCAGCUUUUCUUUGGACUAUCUCAGGUUCUCCGUAAAUUUCCGAAAGAAACUGGUAAAAAGAAACAAGAGCAGGAAGAUAGGAGGAUGUGCUAUUUUUCUGUUUGCUCGUUAGCUUAUUCACAAACUCAAAUUUCAAAUAAUAAAAUAGAUCACUCCUUUGAUGUCUAUGUUUCAGACAGAGUACUCUGUCACUUUUGCUUCAAGCCAAAAGUAACAAAUAAGGUCUUGGCUGGUGGUGGUGCUCGAAAGAGCCAGAUAAUAAUAUCAAGCAUUAUACUUCUCAAAACAGCUUUAGAUGCGUUGCCUUUACUCUCCACGGGGUUGAAAGAUGCAAAAAGCUUCCUGCUUGGAAAAAUAUACAAGUCUAUAUGUGAAAAUGAUAAAUAUGCACUCAUUAGACAAAGAAUUGGAGAAGUGAUAGAUGAGGAUGUGGUUCAUGCAAGGGUUCCUUUUAUUGCCAGAACACAACAAUGUUUUGCCAUAAAGGCUGGAAUAGAUGGACUGCUUGAUGUUGCAAGAAGAACGUUUUGUGAUACCAGUGAAGCUAUACAUAAGCUCACAAACAAGUAUCGUGAAGAUUUUAAACUGCCAAACCUAAAGCUCCCUUUCAACAACAGACAAGGGUUUUACUUGAGCAUCCCUCAGAAAGAGGUUCAAGGAAAGCUCCCCAGUAAAUUCAUACAGGUUGUGAAACAUGGAAAUAAUUUACACUGCUCAACUCUGGAACUUGCAUCACUGAAUGUCAGGAACAAGUCUGCAGCUGCAGAGUGUUGUUCGAGAACAGAACUAUGUUUGGAAGCCCUCAAUGAUUCCAUCAGGGAAGAUGUAUCUGCACUCACGUUGCUCGCGGAGGUCUUGUGCCUUCUGGAUAUGAUUGUCAAUUCAUUUGCUCACAUGAUAUCAACCAAACCUGUGGAUCGAUAUAUAAGACCAGAAUUUACAGAUAGUGGCCCAUUGGCUAUUGAUGCUGGACGACACCCUAUCCUUGAGAGCAUACACGAUGACUAUAUUCCUAACAGUAUCUUUCUUUCAGAAGCAUCAAACAUGGUGGUUGUUAUGGGGCCUAACAUGAGUGGAAAGAGCACUUACCUACAACAAGUGUGUCUUAUUGUCAUCCUUGCUCAGAUAGGAUGCUAUGUACCAGCACGAUUCUCUACUGUAAGAGUGGUUGACCGCAUAUUUACACGAAUGGGGGCUGUAGACAAUCUCGAAUCUAAUUCAAGCACGUUCAUGACAGAGAUGAAAGAGACAGCUUUCAUAAUGCAGAACGUUUUUCAAAGAAGUUUGAUAGUCAUGGAUGAACUGGGGAGGGCCACUUCGUCAUCUGACGGAUUUGCAAUUGCAUGGAGCUGCUGUGAGCAUCUUUUAUCUCUCAAAGCGUAUACUAUUUUUGCCACUCAUAUGGAAAACUUGUCAGACUUAGCAACUCUCUACCCGAAUGUGAAGAUCCUACACUUUCAUGUUGACAUAAAAAACAACCGCUUGGAUUUCAAGUUCCAACUGAAGGAUGGGCCACGGUAUAUUCCCCAUUAUGGCCUUCUACUGGCAGGUGUAGCAGGACUUCCUAAUUCUGUAAUCGAGAUAGCCUCAAACAUCACGUCAAGAAUCAUAAAACAGGAAGCUAAGAAAAUGGAGGUGAAUGAACUACAAUACUAUCCCAUUCAGAUGGUUUACCGUGUGGCUCAAAGGCUGUUAUGCUUGAAAUACUCCAAUCAUGAUGAAGAUUCAGUCAGAGAAGCACUUCAAACUCUGAAAGAGAGUUACCUUAGUGGCAUCUUAUAGAGAUUGAGAACUGGCGUACUUUUUCAACUAUCAUGAAUUGUACUUCUAUUUAGAUAACUUUCUGUCAAAUGUUGAUACCACCAGCACAGAAUAAUAUUGAUUCACCAACAAUCCAAUGUUGUGUCCCUCUGAAACAGUCCUUUGUUCUAUUCAGAUAACUUUCUGUCAAAUGUUGAUACCAUAAGCAGUCAGCAUAGCAUAAUGUUGAUUUACAACAAUCCUAUGUAGUGUCCCUACAAAUCAAUCCAAGAUGCAUGUUCUCUGUCUAGCCUAUUAGCCACAUCAUUGCAUCGCAACUACAUUGUAAAAGAUUCUGAACAACUUCAAAAACGUCCAUAAUUGGCAUUGAUCAUAAAUGUGAUGGCGCAGGUUUGAGAGUUGCUGCAAGUUUGUUCAAAUAUAUUGGAAGGUAUAGAACACAACAGAUUAUCUGCUUCUCACCGCAUUAAACCAAAGACAUUGCAAAAAGACUAUAUACUACAAAAAAAUCUCAAAAACAAAAGCCGAGACUUUCACACAGGAUAAUAAGAAAGCCUCCAACCUUGAUUUCAACUAUAGAUUCAAAUCCCACAGAUAACAAACAAAAAAGGAACAAUAAGCAACCAAAAACAUGGAGAGACCACAGCACAGUUCACGCUCCUGUUCUACUAAGUCUUUAACCAACUUGAUAGCCUCAAA
Molecule: messenger RNA, 3449 nt
Organism: Amaranthus tricolor (Joseph's coat)
Lineage: Eukaryota; Viridiplantae; Streptophyta; Magnoliopsida; Caryophyllales; Amaranthaceae
Product: DNA mismatch repair protein MSH4
Exons: 20
Coding region: 630-2771 (713 amino acids)
Biological process (GO): mismatch repair; reciprocal meiotic recombination
Cellular component (GO): nucleus
Molecular function (GO): mismatched DNA binding; ATP-dependent DNA damage sensor activity; ATP binding
Source: RefSeq, a predicted model, not a curated record